UGGGGCCGUUUUCAGGAGCAGUGCUUUGGGUUUGACUUGCAAAGGGUCCCUGGGGUCAGACUAAUUUGCAUAUCUGAAGAAAAUCUGUGAAGAUCAAGUUCAGGGAAAGAACUGUUUGGGACCUCUCCUGGAGAAGGGGCUUAUGAAGUUGACAGUUUAUUGAGGUCAGAAGCUUAAAAUCACCAAGUGAGAGUUUUCUGCCGAUGAAGAUGAAGGUCUGGAAGGAGGGAGCAUUUCCACACUGUGAAGUGGGGUGAGAUAUGUGAAAGCCUUGGCCAUGUCUCAUCCCUAAUUCCGGGCCCCUGAAGGACAACUGCCUCUCCUUCCUGGUGCAGUUGUGCCUGGCCUCGUCUGGGCACCCCUUCCUGCUCUGAGGUCAGCAGAUCGCUCCAUUGGACACUGAGUCUGGAAUUCCCUGCAUACCCUUAGGACCCUGUGCAGGACGAGGAAGCACGGACAGCCCAUUUAAUGAGGAAUAAGAUAGUGCCCUGUCUAAAAAUCAGGAGCAAAUCUGGCUGAAAAAAUAUCCAAUGAUCAGGGCUCAGGGAUAGAGUUGUCCCUUAGAGAGAAGCUGUGGCUAGAACUGAUCAGUCGGGCUCUGCAGGGCCCGUUACCCAGGGCUUCUGCCGUCACUCAGUUCUGAGGGGGCGGGGCCUUGCACCUUGCCCAAUCAGAAGCGCUGGGGCGGGGCCCGGCCAACUGUCCAUCCGGAAGGAGGAGGCCCAUUCUGCCUCUACUUUUGAUGCUAUGCGGAUUGUUGUCGGGAUACUAGAUUUCCUACUCCGAGAGGCCCGGGUCCCUUCGCCACUUCUGUCGCUCUGCGGCCUGCACUGUGACCUGCACUAUUCACGGGAGCCCUAGAGAGGACCCCGGGACACCCGGAGCCGGGAAAUGGAUUCUGUGGCCUUUGAGGAUGUGGCUGUGAGCUUCACCCAGGAAGAGUGGGCUUUGCUGGAUCCUUCCCAGAAGAAUCUCUACAGGGAUGUGAUGCAGGAAACCUUCAGGAACCUGGCUUCUGUAGGAAAAACAUGGAAAGUUCAGAACAUGGAAGAUAAGUAUAAAAAUCCCAGGAGAAAUCUAAGUCUUAUGAGAGAGAAACUCUUUGAAAGCAAAGAAAGUCAUCACUGUGGAGAAAGCUUCAACCAGAUUGCAGAUGACAUGCUGAACAAGAAAACUCUUCCUGAAGUAACACCGUGUGAAAGCAGUGUGUGUGGAGAAGUUAGCAUGGGUCACUCAUCUCUUAAUAGGCACAUCAGAGCUGACACUGGACAGAAGUCUUCUGAGUAUCAGGAAUAUGGAGAGAAUCCAUAUAGAAAUAAGGAAUGUAAGAAAGCCUUCAGUUAUCUUGACUCCUUUCAGUCACAUGAUGAAGCUUGCACUAAAGAGAAACCCUAUGAUGGUAAAGAAUGUGCAGAAACCUUCAUUUCCCAUUCAUGCAUUCAAAGACACAGGGUGAUGCACCAUGGAGAUGGACCUUAUAAAUGUAAGUUUUGUGGGAACGCUUUCUUUUUUCUCAAUUUGUGUCUUAUCCAUGAACGAAUUCACACUGCUGUGAAACCAUAUGAGUGUAAACAAUGUGGUAAGACCUUGACUCGUUCCACUACCCUUCCAAUACAUGAAAGAACUCACACAGGAGUGAAAGCCGAUGCAUGUAAGGAAUGUGGGAAUGCAUUCAGUUUUCCUAGUGAAAUUCAUAGACAUAAAAGGUCUCACGCUGGAGAAAAACCCUAUGAGUGUAAGCAAUGUGGGAAAGUCUUCAUUUCUUUCAGUUCCAUUCAGUAUCAUAAGAUGACUCACACUGGAGAGAAACCCUAUGAAUGUAAGCAAUGUGGGAAAGCCUUUAGAUGUGGCUCACACCUUCAAAAGCAUGGAAGGACUCACACUGGAGAGAAACCCUAUGAAUGUAGGCAAUGUGGUAAAGCCUUCAGAUGUACCUCAGACCUUCAAAGGCAUGAAAAGACACACACUGACGAUAAACCCUAUGGAUGUAAGCAGUGUGGUAAAGGCUUUAGAUGUGCUUCACAACUCCAAAUUCAUGAAAGGACACACAGUGGAGAGAAGCCCCAUGAAUGUAAGGAAUGUGGAAAAGUAUUCAAGUAUUUUUCUUCUUUGCGUAUACAUGAAAGGACGCACACUGGAGAGAAGCCCCAUGAAUGUAAGCAAUGCGGAAAAGCAUUCAGGUAUUUCUCUUCCUUGAAUAUACAUGAAAGGACACACACUGGAGAUAAGCCAUAUGAGUGUAAGGUCUGUGGCAAAGCCUUCACUUGUUCCAGUUCCAUUCGAUAUCAUGAAAGGACUCACACUGGGGAGAAACCCUAUCAAUGUAAGCACUGUGGUAAGGCCUUUAUUUCCAAUUACAUUCGAUAUCAUGAAAGGACUCACACUGGAGAGAAACCCUAUCAAUGCAAGCACUGUGGCAAAGCCUUUAUUCGUGCCAGUUCAUGUCGAGAACAUGAAAGAACUCAUACCAUUAAUAUAUGAGAAAUCCUGUUAGUGGAAGAAAUAGGAGAAGCUUUCUGUUGUCCCACUUCCUUUGAAACACGAGAAAAGAGAGUGGUGAAAGAACCUCUGGAUAACUGCCUUUUGAAUUGAGAAGAGAGACCUGCAAAAGGACAAUAAAAUCUAGAAGGACUUGGAUGGUUCCGUAAUACAAUUCACCUAUAGCCAAUCUUGCAUGAGAUUUCAAAGGCACAGAAAAGGAAGGCAUCAGUCACAUAUUAGAGGCAGCACACAGGAAAAGAGGUGUGUGGCUACCUGCUUCCAGCCCAUUUUCCUGAUUCUUUCACUUGUUAAUCGAGAGUAUCCCCCAAAUCACUUGUCUCUGUUCCCCAGAGCUGUAGGUCUCCAGAGAUGUCCCCAGGUGCUGCACAUUAAAGAUACAUGCCCACUUUGCUAUUUCUUCAGAAAUGUUAAAAUGUUUACCAGAGAACUAAUAAAUGUUGUUAUGGCUGAAAAUACUCCCUGAUGCCCAACUCCUCUAUAGAUUGAGUUGGUUUAAGAGGUCUAUGUAUUGCAAGCAUUGUUGUUUCUACGGAUAGUGACCCUGUUCUUGAUUAAACCAACUAGAUGGGAGUUUGUUCCUCUGCUGCAUUGUGCCGUGAUUGGUCUCACCAAAGGCUUUUAUGUGAGAAGAGCCACCUUGCUCUUAUCAGGAAACUUCAAGCCUUUGCUGUUAUUCACAACUGAAUGUAAUGUCUCCCUUCAUUUUUAACUUUUUAUGAGUAUACCUGACUAAAAACACUAAUGUGGUUUCCUGGCAACAAAGACUUUUGUUCAUGUAUUUUAGAAAUAAGCUUAUUAACUGUUUAUAACAACUGCAUACUAACAAUUAUUAUUUUUUAAUUAAGAAGCUAUAUUACAACAUCCCAUUAGCAUCAUGUAUUAGAUCAAGUUGAUAGUGUUACCAUGUUAUCCCGUGGACACUGUGAGUCAGUGUUGCCAUGUGGAUGUCAGGCAUAUUUUUCCUCAUGUAGAUUUUACUUUUCAUGCUUAUAUUCUUAGUUUUUAUCUGGAUCAUAACUUUUUAUUUAUUCUAAACACCAAAGGUCAUCUCAUGUUCUUAUGAGUGACUUCUGACCAAAAACCACCAGUGGCAUAACUGUUGUCAAAGAGGGUGUAACAUACUGUAGUAAUGAAUAUGACCAAAAGCCAUAGAUGACUGUGAGAUGUAUGAGAAUUACAAGGUAGUCACAUUCGUGAGAAGAG
Messenger RNA from Piliocolobus tephrosceles (Ugandan red Colobus), 3705 nucleotides. It is a transcript of the gene ZNF20, whose product is annotated as zinc finger protein 20. The transcript has 4 exons. Lineage: Eukaryota; Metazoa; Chordata; Mammalia; Primates; Cercopithecidae. Bases 892 to 2481 code for a protein of 529 amino acids. Gene Ontology annotation, biological process: regulation of transcription by RNA polymerase II. The record is from RefSeq and is a predicted model, not a curated record. Gene Ontology annotation, molecular function: DNA-binding transcription factor activity, RNA polymerase II-specific; RNA polymerase II cis-regulatory region sequence-specific DNA binding.